This is a messenger RNA of Lutzomyia longipalpis, 812 nucleotides long. RefSeq lists its product as uncharacterized. Lineage: Eukaryota; Metazoa; Arthropoda; Insecta; Diptera; Psychodidae. The transcript has a single exon. Bases 120 to 599 code for a protein of 159 amino acids. The record is from RefSeq and is a predicted model, not a curated record.
UCGAAACAUUUCAACUGUCAACAAGUGCGGCAUUUACGCGGAGGGAUAAAACAACGCAAUUUUCAUUCAAUUUUCCGGAUUUUUCUCAAAAAUUACCAAUAAAUCUAUAAACCGGAAAGAUGUGUGAGGAGGAUGUGAACAAUAGGAGUUUCGAUAGUUUCCUCGCAGACGAACUGGCUCCAUUUUCAAUGCGAGAACAGGGAGAAUGCUCGCGUUCUCCGAGCCCCAUCGAGAUCACACCAAAUAACUCCCUGAACACCUCAUCAUUCUCCCUGAACUCAACGGCGGAAGUUAAAGAGAAUCUCCAGAAAGACUGUGAUUUGACUUUUGUGUCAGUAGAGGAUGUGGACGCGUGCAUUUCACCCCAAUCCAUUCCCCCGGGAACUCCUGGACAAAAUCCCCGAGAGAGUUUGGACACCCUUGAGACGAUCUUUGAGGACAUUCUGCUAGAAACACCUCCGCGGAAGCAUCAGCACACAGCUCUAAUUCGAAAAAUGGUGCAUCGAAAGUUCCUGGAACACAGUUCCGACCUAACUUAUGCCAUAAGCCCGGAGUCACCGACAGGUUCACCGCUGAGGAAGAGAUCCAAGGACAAGUAGACAAGCAUUCCUUAAGGCAUUAAUCAAUUGCGAAAGUGUAAAAUGUGAUUAGGCGGCAUUUAUUUUUUCUGGGAGCAGUUGGGAAUUGUUUAUUUGUUUGAAAUCAAACAAAUUAAUCAUAACCUCAAAAUCAUCCCGGCUGACAAAGUACUGUAAAUAAUAUUUCUGUAUACUUGUACUGAUUACGUAAUACAAACAAGAAGUGAAUUAAAA